Messenger RNA from Ceutorhynchus assimilis (cabbage seed weevil), 2307 nucleotides. Lineage: Eukaryota; Metazoa; Arthropoda; Insecta; Coleoptera; Curculionidae. The record is from the annotation of a GenBank genome assembly.
AUGGCAGAGGACAACGAAACUGCACGUGACCGUAGCCAAAAAAGAGGGAUGUCUAACAAAAGCUUGAUGGAAUCUCCUUUAAAAAUUCAUGACCUACAAAAAGAAGAAACAAAAGCUCCAAUAUCUCCAUUACGCAUGCCCGAUUUACCACUACCUCCACCCCCGCCAAUGCCCAAUAUAAUGAUGACAUCUCGUAUUGGCUAUAGAAGAAUCUUAGCCAAUAGAAGCAAUGAAUACCGAUCUCCUAUUUUAGGGUCUAGGAGCAGUAGUAUGGAUUUUAGUGGUAGAGGAGGCAAUUUUUAUCCUAGACAGGAACAUUUUGAUAGACAUUUAGAUUCUAAUAGAAGUCAAACUUUAAAUAAUAGAAGACCGGCGGUUGUGAGGGAAAAUAGAGCCAAUACUGUAGAAUUUAUGUCGCCUAUUUUAGCCAGAGCCUAUUUGUAUCAUAGAGAAAAUGGUGGAGCUCCGCAAACAACAAAUAAUCAACAACAACAAGCAAUUCUAACAGACCAAUUGGGCCUUUCUCCACUUCCAAGACACAAAAACUUCGAACAUCUUUCAGAACGCCUGGCUGACUUCAACGAUUAUCCCAUCUUUCCACACCUAUACAGCAAACCUUCUCCAGAGAUUUUAACCAAAGAGCAUAAGAGCAAAUAUUUUUCCAGAGAUUCAGUAUUAUCCAAUGAACUUGAAGAAGUCAGAGCUUUAAAUCAAGAACUGCAGCAAAAAUAUGUUGGAGAUAAUGCUGAGAAAAACAUAAGUAGGAUUUUGGGUGGUAAUAGUGAAACCAGUCCAGAAUAUUAUAGUGUGUUCAUGAAUGAACAUUACAUUAGUGAUAUUGAUGAAAAUGAGGAAAUCAAAGAAUUUGUGUGUGGAUAUAAGGCACCAGAGAGACGGCAUUCAGAUCAACAAGAAAAAAUCUCUACAGCAUUUUACAAUUAUCCAUCAUCAACAUUACCUACAUCUUACAAGCCAAGAAGUGCCAAAAAGUGUUCUAAAAAAUCUAGCACAAGUGCUUCCACAUCAAACAUUAGCAAGCAUAGUGAAAUUAAAACGCUUUCUCGUGCUAAUAGUGAGGAUUUUAUAUCCAGGAAACCAAUUUUGAAGCUUUCUGCUAAUUUAAGAUCUUCUAGUUUACACAGUGAUAGUGCGCCUUCAAAGAAAUCUAGUGAUUAUUAUACGUUUUUUCCUUUGGUAACUUCUAGUGGAAAAAAGGUUGAAUUUAGUGGUGAUUCGACGGGAAAAGUUAUAAAGAGCCCAAAAAGAACGGUGGUAAAGCUGGCAAAAAUCAGAAAAUCAGCGUACAUACACAAAGAGUUUGUGGAAGCGGACCACGACGGCGAUGCAUUAGCAUUCAACAGACUGAUGAGAAACCUGAGAAAAGAAAUAUCGAAAAAGCCAGUUGAAUUUGAGGGCCGGUUUGAUGAAAGAUGUCAGGAGAAUAGUGUGCCUCCAACCUUGCUUGCAGUCGUGAAAUCUCUUCUGUAUGCUGCCGAAAGAGCCAAAGAAGAAGGAGUUGUCUGUCCAGAAAUAUUGAGAAACAAUAUUUUUACUGUGGCUGCAAUAAAUAAUAAUAAUAAACAUCAGAGAGUUCUUUUCAUGGCACCGCCCUGUCAGUUUUCCAGUUGCCUAACCUACAGUCUCAUGGUGAAAAACAACUUCUGCAAACAAUAUUUAGUACGGUCCAGAAGUGUGGUAGACGCAGUGCUUCUCUUCCUGAUGGCUUCACCGUCGUUCCAGAGUACACACUUGUCCAGAAACAACCUCCUGUGCCCGACUGCCUCUGUGAUUCGUCGAGUUUCCUCACCUACCCAGAAGUCUGGAAAGCCAUUCUCAGCUAUAGCUAUUGACCAGGCUCAUGAACAUCAUAAUGCUGAAAUCAAGGCAACCGGUGGUGCGAACGGCCUUUACCAAGAUUUGAACACACGGCGCAGAGUAAUGCUCUCAGCUCCAGAGAUUAGUCGUCUUGUAACUGCAUUUGAAAAUCUAUCUCCUUCCUCUUCCGAAAAACAUCAUGAGCAGUAUUCCUCUUUUCAAAUAAAAUUUCUGGAGCGCUGUCUUGCUGUGAAAGAUGCUUUUCUGAGCGUAGGGAAUCCGUUUGAAGAGCAUAGCGGUGAUCUAUUUUGUCUGGAUACCAAAAUAGUCAUGCAAGAGAACUCUGUAAAGGCUCUAAAUAGUGCGGAAAGUGCUGGUAGAUAUGCCUAUGAAACAUUUGUUCAGGAGCGGCUCAAUCUAAAAUCCAAAGCAUUCUCGAUUACAACAGGAGAUCUUAGCGAUGAUGAAGCAUUUCCUGGUGAUGACUUGUGA